This is a messenger RNA of Diceros bicornis minor, 369 nucleotides long. RefSeq names its product gastrin (gene GAST). The transcript has 2 exons. The coding region runs from base 1 to 324 and encodes 107 amino acids. The record is from RefSeq and is a predicted model, not a curated record. Gene Ontology annotation, cellular component: extracellular region. Gene Ontology annotation, molecular function: hormone activity. NCBI's taxonomy places the organism in Eukaryota, Metazoa, Chordata, Mammalia, Perissodactyla, Rhinocerotidae.
AUGGGGCGACUGUGUGUGUAUGCGCUGAUCUUUGUACUGGCUCUGGCCGCCUUCUCCGAAGCUUCUUGGAAGCCUCGCUCCCAGGUGCAGGACGCGCCCUCGGAUCUGGGGGCCAAUAAGGGCCUGGAGCCACGUUGGCCAGACCGGCUGGAUGGGCUGGGUCCAGCCUCUCAUCACCGAAGGCAGCUGGGGCUCCAGGGUCCCCCACACCUGGUGGCAGACCUGUCCAAGAAGCAGGGGCCGUGGGUGGAGGAAGAAGAAGAAGCAUAUGGAUGGAUGGACUUCGGCCGCCGCAGUGCUGAGGAACAGGACCAACGUCCCUAGAACUAAGCUUCAGAGCCCAGCCACCUCCUAGCCCAGCCCAGCCCU